AUGGCACCUCGUGGUCGUCCCAGAAAGAGCUCACACUUUUCCGAGUCCAGUGCGGCGGACGUGGAGGAAUCCAGCUCUUCCUCGUCGCGUCCGCGUCGCACUCGCACUCCAAAACGAUAUUUCGACGAGGAUUACAGUCCGCCGCCGUCCAAAAAACGCCCGUCAACAACAAGAAGAUCACCAUCAGAGCCGGCCGAUGAAGAGGAAGAUAUUCAGCUUUCGGUCAGCGGAAUUCUCGCCAAAGCACAGGUCACCGCAGCAAAAAGCACUCCGAAACCUAGAGGGUACGCUCUUUUCUUUCUACAAACAUUGAUGCUAAUAAUUUGUACAGCAGACCCAGAAAAGCGCCUUCUGCAACACCGUCCACCCGCCGAAAAUCGAAGAAAUACGAAGAAGAGGUGGUUUACAUGGACGAGGAUUCAGAAGACGCCGAGUCAUCAGAUGACGAGUUUGUCAUGCCUCCGGACGAGCAAGAGGAGAUCGAGGAAGAGCUGAAUUUGAGUGAUUUGAAAGUGGAGAAGGAGGACGCGGAGUCGUCGUUCUGUCCGUGGCUGGACGUCGACCCGGAGACCCUCCCGAAGCUGGAACUUCCCGAUUCAAGUCACGAUAUUCCGCUGCCGAACAACGUCACGUUCGACGCAAUCGAAGUCUACGAAAUCCUGCGUUCGUACCAUCGGACUCUCCGUCUGACUCCGUUCACAUUCGAAGAUUUUUGUGCCGCCCUGAUUUCCAAAAACAACUCGUGUAUAAUGGCCGAAAUUCAUAUUGCACUUCUUAAAAUCUGCCUGAAAUCGGACGACGAGGAGCAGACGCACUAUUCGGUGACCGAGACGAACAACGCCGUCAAUAUUAUGUUGCACCAUCUGGAGGCGUUGACCUACGCCGAGAUCCUCCGUCAAUACAUUGAAGCGUAUCAUCCCGACGAGUCGGUGAGAGAAGCUAUCAAUGUGGAUAAUUAUCCGUAUUGUGGAUAUGAGCCUAAGUGAGAAUUGGAAGGAAAAGACGGGAAAAUGAAAGAAAUUUUCAGAUUGGUCGUUCUAUUGUUCAUGUGCUAUCGGUUUUUAUAUUCGUCCGAAUAUAAAAAAGUUGUUAAUAAUAUAGGAAAAUUUCAAGUGAGUUUCAAAUUCUAUUCAGCCUGUUCAUAAAAUAUUUGAUUCCAGAACGAUGAUAACUGCCGGGUGUGCGGAAAAUCGUCCGGUCGGAUAGUCGGAUGCACCCAAUGCGAAGCGGCCUUCCACGUUGAUUGCUCCCGCCUCAACCCGUUCCCGGAAGUGCUCGUCUGCAAUUUAUGCACGCACAACAACAACGUGCGCGGAGUGGCGAACGCUCUUCCGCUCGGUGAAUCUGUCGAACGAGAGCCGCUGAGAUCGCAGCCGAUCGGACGGGACCGCUACGGACGGUACUACUGGUUCGUUGCACGAAGACUCAUUGUUCAGUCGCUCGACGAAACCGAAAUACACUAUUAUUCGACGCCGCCGCAAUUGUACCAGUUGCUGCAAAAGCUGGACAGAGACUACUAUGAGAAGAGUCUUUGCGAGGUGAUCAAGGAGAGAAUCGACGAGUUUCUGGAGCAGAUGACGUUGACGGUGGAGCUGUCGAACGAGAGGAGAGACGCGUUGAUCGAGAGUGCGAUGAAAAAGAACGGAAUGGCGUUCGAGUACGUCGAGUCGGUCACACCGAUAUUGUAUCUUCAUAAGGAUAACAGUGAGUUGUCAGUCAGAUAACUUAAGUUUCAAGUCUCGACAUUUUUAGUGAAACGAAUGGCCUCAAUCCUUCGUGAUUGUGCUGAGAAAGCGGCGAUAAAGCAAGAGAUCAAAACGGAAGACGACGCAGACGACGACGACGACGCCACGCGAUCCAGCGGUCCUUUGGAGAUUGCGAAAACGGAAGAAUGCGUUCUUUCCGAAUCGAUGAUCGGAAUAUUCGAUGGUCGCCUCAUCAACACAUUCUGGAGCGGAGGAGCCACUCAGGAGGAGCUCGUUCAGUACUUUCUUCAAAAAAUCGGUGAGCGGAUUGAUCCGAUGGCCCUCUGGCGAAUGGGCGACGAGAUGAACGAUCAGACGUUCAUGCAGUAUUACAACUUUUACGCGCGGAACGAGAUGUCCGAGGGCACGGCUGCACGCAAGAAGUUGGGCGAUAAGAAGAAGUACAUGGCCUCGAGGUUCUCGAUGCUCGACCAGUUCGAAUGGGUUGUGGCCAAAGACCGCCAAUUCUACGGAAACAGCGUGCUGCACACCAAAUUCGUGAGCUGGACCCUCUCCAAAAUCGCUCGAAAGAUCCCGUCCGACGUGAUGCAUCGCAGAUGGCCAGAGAUUGCGAAGACGGUCGACGCGGAGAUUGUCGCCGCGGACGACUAUCAGAAACUCGUCAAUUGCCUUCUCAAACUCGACGCUGCCAUGCGCAAAACCAUAUUCGUGGCACAAUGGUGGAGCGGACUGGGAGUGACGAAAAUGGAGAGAAAUACUGUGGAACAGAGAGAGACGUCGAUGAAAGAGCAGCAGAGAAUCAAAAAGAUUGAGAAUGACGCACUUGCGAAAGAGCUCGAUGACAGCUACGUUCGAGUCAACUACCGAUUGCCGAAGUGGCCGAAUACGUACAUUUUGAGACAGAAAGGCGAGCAGUACAGAAUGCGGGCGGGGAGGAAUGGGCGGAUGGGCGUGGGUGUCCGGCAAGUACGUAGAAAAGAGAGUCGCCGUUCCGGAGCCUCCGAAGUUACCGCUGGCGGUUACGGAGCAAAUUGUUAAGGUGGGUAUUCAUCAUCUCUGUCUUUACCAUUUUAAUCUUUUACAGACGGAAUCCUCAUCUAAUCGUAAAACACGUCGCCUGGAGCUGCUGGUCAGCAAAAUCCAAAAGAAGCGACAAGUGGCCGUGAAACCGAAAUCGGAGCCUUCUGUGCCCAACUUCCAAUUGAUAAGUCGGUGCUAUUCGCAGACCUGUUUCACCCGCCAAAAUCCGUUGUCCCACAACCCGGCGUGCUAUUCGCCUUCCUGUCGAUACGGUUAUUUGGCGACGAUCCGUCAGAAGUACGAAGAAGAGGAAGCCGCCAAAAAGGGCGUUCUGGCGAGGAUAGGCCGUGGCCUAUCCCCGAGAUUCAGAAGUUUUCGAGCAAGAACGGAAAGAGUAUAUUUGUUCUUCAAAAGAAGUUAGUUUCCUGAAAUUACGGUUUCCCCUCUACAACACUCAAACUAGUUCCAGAAUAUUGCGACAAAUGAUCGUAACCGCUGGAUGCGCGCAAGUCUACAUGCCCGGAUUCUCUCCGAAUUCCAAGGGCAACCACAUAGUCUGGCCGUAUCCGGCACCCCGUCCGACGUUUGAUUUGUGCUGGAAGUGAGUUCCAAACUCCCCAUGACCCUGUUUUCAUGAUUUUGUUUGUCAGAUGGCAAACUCUAAAUGCACGAAGUCUUGCGGCGGUGGCUCUUCAACUCAAAAUUAUGUGGUCAUCUAUCAAAUGGAGCGAAUUCGACCCGGACGACACUCAUCCGGACCGUCGUGUCGUCAUCGACACUCCGAGCCACGAUGAACGCCGUCGGAUCGUUCGGCACAAAGAGAUGCCUCCGUACGGACAAUAUGAGAGAUACGAACUCGAGAUCGAGAUCAUUCCACUGUACGAAGAGCACGAGGAAGAGGAGGAGUCGUGGACAUCCAGAAGGGACCGUAGCGGGGAUUGUGCGCAGAGGACGACGGCGAGAAAGAAGAGACCGGGACUGAGAGGAGUGGACAACCGAAGGGCGACGGCCAUCCGGAAAGAGUGGGUCGACGGAGUCACGCUCAAAGUGUUCGAGAUCAAGGACUACUGGAGAUCCGUCCGAACUGAAUUGGAACGAGCGGCGAAGAGACGGCAGGAUGCGCUGAAAAAGGCGACGAAGGCACGGGAAGACGCCGAAAGACUGAGACUUGUCGCACUCGCACCCAAACCGAAGCCGGCGCCUCCCUCCCUUCAAACAAAUAAGACUCAGACCACCGAGAGAAUCAGUGUGCCGUACAUUCCGAGAAGAGCGGAACCUUUACAGCCGAAUGCGAGGUAUUUGGAGAUGGUGCGUUUCUUUCUUGUUGCACUCUUAUACACUUGAAUUUCUCAUUUCUCGAAUUCUUCUCUCAUUGUCUUGAUUUCUGUUAUUAUCAAAUUCACAUUCUUCCCAAUUUCUUUCUUUUUCCAGUACAACAACUCCCAGCUGCCUCCUCGAACCAGCGCCUCUGGGGGUUCUUCCGAUGGACCCUCUUCUGCUGUUCCUUCUUCUGGCCAAUCUGUUCAACGCCUUUAUCCAGCACCCAUUCGCCACAAUCCAAUGAUCAGAAACAACCCGGUGUUCUCUUCAUACCAACAACAGAUGGGGGGCAGAGCCGCGGCUGGAGCUGACUUCUACAAUCCACAGGCGACGGUUCGGUCGGUGGUGAUGGCGGGGCAGUACGGGCAGACAAUGCGGCAGACUUCGAAUGGAUAUCAGUUCCCGGAGGGAUCCAUUCGCGGCGGAGGGCGAGUCGUUCAGUCUGCCCAUGGCCUUCCGCGUACUCGGCUGCAGCCGACUGUCGUUCUCAAAGUGAGUGUUGCAAUUGCGCCCUAAUGAGACGCAACGCGUGCGCGUCGCGUGUCGAAUUGUUGGCUGCCAUCCGGUCAUGUGAUUUUGGCUCUGUUUGUCAGACAAUUUUCGUGUUUUUUGGUGAUUAACCAAACGAAAAAGUUGUGAAAUCGAGUGUUGUAAUGAUUUUAUACAAAAUACUGCAAUAUUCUACAUGAAAAACGUUGAAAAUGUUUGCAAGAUAUCGACUAGCUGGCUUGCUAUUCAAAGUUGAAAUGCAAUCAAAAACUUACCGUUAAAUUGGAAUUUUAAUAGUUUUUGCAACAAUUCUAUUCACUUGUGCGCAUUUGUGGUUUGAAAAAAUAAAUUUUACAUUUUCAGCCGUUUGGGGAACCAAUUACCGAUAUGCGACGAGCGAUGCCAGUGGCCGAGGAGGCGGUCGCUGCCAACGCCGUCGGAAGUGACGGUGACGAACAACCACCGGUCAUUCCACGCUAUGAUCGUAGUGGUUCACAACAACCGCAACAACAACAAAUGCAGCAGCAGCCGCAGCAGGUCCGUCAGGUCUUCAACGUGGCUGGAGCAUCGGGACAAAGACGCAAUGUCAUAUUCCUGAAAAGCUCAGAAGGCGUGCAGAAGAUGAUGGUGCGACCACCAGGGCAACCCGGUGUUUCGUCUUCAUCCUCCCCGAUGAUUGUCGACCAACAACAACAGCCGCAGCAAGUCUAUCGCACCGCCACUGGUCAAGACUUUCCGCCUGGCACUGUUCUGAGCUCAGCAACUCGUCUCGUAGCUGUCCGUCCUGGGCAACAACCACCGCCGUACCGUCAGAUAUACCCUGGUACUGUGCCCACUGGACCCCGCUUUGUGCGAGUUAGCAGCGCUACGGGAGCUCUACGCCCACAGGAACAACUUCUCAGACGUGUCUUGCCAACUGGAGGCGCUCCGAGACAAAUGGUUUAGGGAUACACAUUAGAGUGGAGUUCUCAUUUUUCUAAUGUUUCAGGAAUAUGCUGAUGAUCAAGGAGCACCCCCGCAGUUGCGAUAUGUUCUUCAAACUGGUCAAGUUGCACCAAAGAUGCCGCGAGUCGUGCCGCGUGGCGGUAUGACGAUGCAAAUGGUGCAACAACAGCAGCACCCGGUAAGAUUUCGAACGUUCUUAAAAAAACGAAAAAAUGAAGCAGAACUGUAACAAUCCUCAAAAAUUGUAGGCGCAAUGUGACCAAGCUUCUUCUGACAACCAACCGGUUGUCGAGGAAGCCGUGAUCCCUGAUACGACUGGUUUCGCAGUUUCCAAAGAGCAAGAAGAACAUUAG
This is a messenger RNA of Caenorhabditis sp. 36 PRJEB53466, 5833 nucleotides long. The record is from the annotation of a GenBank genome assembly. NCBI's taxonomy places the organism in Eukaryota, Metazoa, Nematoda, Chromadorea, Rhabditida, Rhabditidae.